UUGUUUCUCUCCAGGUGUGUUUACCUAUUCAGCGCGGCCUAUGGUAUGAGCUAUGGUCCGAUAGGGUGGGUGCUUCCUACGGAAGUAUUCCCACUAUCGGUUCGUAGCAAGGGCGUGUCACUUUCGACGGCGUCGAACUGGUUCAACAACUUUCUCAUCGGCCUACUCACACCAGAGAUCACAGAGAUCACACCUUCGGGCACAUUCCUCGUGUUCACCAUUGCGUGCUUUUUUGGCUAUAUCUGGUCAACCUACGCUGUGCGAGAGGCAGCCAACAUUUCUCUCGAGGAGAUGGACGAAGUGUUCAGUUCGUCAGCUGGCUGCGAAGAUGCCAAUCUGAAACAGCAGGUGGGUUACCAUGCCCGACAUAUCUCUGUCGUCUUGGACGCAGGUCUCAUGCUUCUCGCAGAUUGA
Messenger RNA from Laetiporus sulphureus 93-53, 414 nucleotides. RefSeq lists its product as uncharacterized. Gene Ontology annotation, cellular component: membrane. The annotation marks the transcript as partial. Gene Ontology annotation, biological process: carbohydrate transport; transmembrane transport. The record is from RefSeq and is a predicted model, not a curated record. The transcript has 3 exons. Gene Ontology annotation, molecular function: carbohydrate:proton symporter activity. Lineage: Eukaryota; Fungi; Basidiomycota; Agaricomycetes; Polyporales; Laetiporaceae.